Molecule: messenger RNA, 1966 nt
Organism: Rotaria sordida
Lineage: Eukaryota; Metazoa; Rotifera; Eurotatoria; Philodinida; Philodinidae
Source: the annotation of a GenBank genome assembly
AUGGAUACACAUACACAUUUAGAAGAUUUAUCAAAUGAAAUUUUUUUCGAAAUAUUUGAUUAUUUACAUGCACUUGAUAUUUUUACUGGUUUUGCAUUAUUGAAUAAAAGAAUUUCAUCUAUUCUACAAUCAAUUCGACUUCAUGUUAUCAUCUUAGACAGUCAUUAUUAUCGAGAAAUUAAUUUUCUUUCUUCACAUCUUACUUUUCAUGCUCAUCAAGUCAUAUCAUUAAAAUGUUCUGAUACAAUUCGUGAUUGUUCAUCUAUUAUUAAUUUUCUAUUUAAUCGACAUCAUUUUAUUAAUCUUCAAUCAUGUAUAUUUAUGUCGAUUCAUCUAUCAACUCACUUUGAAAAUAUCGUUGAACAAGUAAAAAGUAUGAAUAGACUUGUUUCAUUUGUUAUCCUACAACCAUAUCGAGAAUAUAUAAAUGGUGGUUUUGAUUUAAUUCAAACUAUAUUCUUCUAUCAAUCAUCUCUUCAUUCUGUUAAGUUUCAUAAUUAUGGUUACUUCCACAUAUCAGCUUAUAUUCCAAUUACUUCGAAUCUUAUAUCACUUGAUUUAUUAAUAUAUGGCAAACCAAAAACAGUAUCAUUUUAUUCAAUUUUGCCAAUUCUUGAUCGUUGUCGUAGAAUACGAUAUCUACAUGUUGUAAUAAAACAUGAAAUUCUAUAUCAAACUACACCACCGGUUGCAGGUCGAAAAAAAUUUGAUGAAAACAAUCUUCCUAUAUCACCACAAUUGAUAUCAUUCGAUUUAUCAAUUUUUGCUAAAUGUGACAUUGGUUCAAUCGCUUAUAUCUUACGUUGUAUGCCUAAUCUUCGUCGGUUUAAAUUUCUUCAUGGGACAGGUGAAGUAGUCUGGUCAGAUGCUCGUGAUUUGAUCAAUGGUUAUACAUGGCAACAAAUGUUUGAAAAGCAUGUUCCAUUUUUAUCUAAAUUUGAUUUUCAUAUGUCAAUCAUUGGGAAAAACUAUCCAAAAUUAGAUUUAGACAUGGUAAUAAAUUCAUUUCAAUAUUUCGUUAAAAAAUAUUCUGAAUGGCAUAUGAUUGUUGAUCGAUGGGUAUUUAAUGCCAAAGAUUCACGUAAGUAAAAUGCUUUAAAUCGUAAAGAACGAAUUAUAGAAGCUCAGCGUCAAUUAGAAAUACAAUGAACAGAUCAAUUGCAGUUUACAUACUGGUUUUAUCUUAUUACGGACAAACUAUGAAAAUAAAAAACAAGAAGCCAGCAAAUCAAAACAAGUUCAGUUUGAGGCUCUAGUAGAGAGACUAUAACACGAUUCCAAGCUCAAUAGUAGAACGCAUUCGUGUGAUGCUUACUAAAAAAAAUUCAAAAUAGCUUUUUGAUUGUCAAUGAUUUUCUUAAAUAAUAAUUUACUUUUUUGUACGACUAAAACUAAUCUGUAGUUCUGACAAACUGAUUUUGUGUUUCGUUUUAUACGAAAGAAAGAGCUGAGAAGUUCAAUUAGUGCGAAAAAAAUUCAGUAAAAAUAGAAGCGUUUUUAUAGACGUGCAUUCUAGAAUGAUAAAAAUGGAUUGUUAAAUCCAAAAAGUGAGCUUGGAAAUUAAACAAAUUCUUUGAAACACAACUAGUCAUAAAAAUAAUUUUAUUUAUAACUAUGAUAUAUUUGACUUCGUUGGAGAAAAGGAUUCCUUUUCUUUAUGACAAACGAGAAAAAAAGAAACAUUGAAAAUCUAUCAUAAAAAUAAUGGAUUAGUCAACUAUCAGUUUUGAAUAUUAAAUUCUUGAAUCUUAUCCAUUGCAAUCAUUCAUCAACUUUAAAAUAUUUGUCUAGCACAAAAGUCGACUUUAGUUUGACAAGGAAAAAGAAUUUAUGUGAAAUAUCAAAAACAAUUGACAGACAACCAAUUCUAUGACAAUGAAGAUUUAAACUUUAGUUUAUGUUGAAAUUAAAUUUUUUCAAUAUAUAUUUCUUUUAGUAGAAGCUGUUAUGUUACGCACGUUUGCUU